Carcharodon carcharias (great white shark) is the source of this 4920-nucleotide messenger RNA. It is a transcript of the gene hpgd, whose product is annotated as 15-hydroxyprostaglandin dehydrogenase. Gene Ontology annotation, cellular component: cytoplasm. The transcript has 7 exons. Gene Ontology annotation, molecular function: oxidoreductase activity, acting on the CH-OH group of donors, NAD or NADP as acceptor. Lineage: Eukaryota; Metazoa; Chordata; Chondrichthyes; Lamniformes; Lamnidae. The record is from RefSeq and is a predicted model, not a curated record. Bases 376 to 1209 code for a protein of 277 amino acids.
AGUUCACUCCAAUUACAUAAUUGCAGUUUCUGAAUCGCUGCACGGUGGAAAGCGAACCAGUGACUCUCAUUUGCGACUCGCACAGAGAGGGAGAGAGAGAGAUGAGGAAUGGUGCGUGAAUGGGAUCCAGGUUUCACCGUGGGGAGAGCCGGGAGUCUGCAAUAGGUUUGAAGCGCUGGUAGCUCACCUCCCGUCCCUGAGCAAUGUUUUGCAAGCCAGUGUGCCUGCACGUGAUGCAACAAUUGAGGUGCAAGCCCUGUGCGUGAGAGCGAAACAAGUUGCUGGAUCUUGCAGAGUGCCUGCCCCUGACACCAGGGAGCACAGCAGCCGCCCAGCGGGCAGCCCACGACCUGCCGGCUCGAUUUGAACCCCAGGAUGGAGGAGCUCGCAGCUCCCACCGGGACCCAGAUGGAUCUCACUGGGAAAGUGGCGCUGGUGACAGGAGCGGCUCAGGGGAUCGGCAGAUCGUUCAGUGAGGCGCUGCUGAGAUGCGGAGCAAAGGUGGCUCUUGUGGAUUUGAAUAGAAGUACAGGUGAAGCAUGCAAGAAGGAAUUGGAUGGGGAGUUUGAUGCUACUCACAGUGUAUUCAUAGUAUGCGAUGUGGGAUCAGAAGAUCAAUUAAAAUGUGCUUUUAAGAAGACACUGGAUCUCUUUGGAAGUUUGGACAUAGUGUGUAACAAUGCCGGCAUAAACAAUGAGAACAACUGGGAGCAAACAAUCAAUGUUAAUUUGACCUCGGUGAUAAGAGGAACAUACAUGGCUCUGGAGUACAUGAGCAAAGAGAAUGGCGGAAAAGGAGGAGUUAUUGUGAACAUGGCAUCUUUAGCAGGUAUAUUCCCUGCAGCACACGGGCCAGUGUACACAGCCACAAAACAUGGUGUGGUUGGAUUCACCAGGGCUAUAGCAGCAACAUCAAAGCUUUUGGGCUAUGGGGUUCGGAUCAACACAAUUUGUCCAGCCUUUGUGAACACUCCGCUUCUGACCUCUGUGAAUUAUGAGGAAAAGAUGGGAAAGUAUCACGUAUUCAAGGACAGUGUCAAAGCGCUGGUUCACCACUAUGGAAUGCUAGAACCAUCGCUAAUCGUUCAGGGAUUAAUGAAAAUACUUCAAGAGGAAGAGUUGAACGGAGCAGUAAUGAAGAUAACCAAGUCAAAGGGAAUCCACUUUGAGAUCUACGAGCCGACGUUGAUACAGCCGAAAGUGAAAUAAGUCACAUCCGACCAGUGUUGUAAUUGCACUGGUCUCACCAACAGUGCAUUUCUCAAAUUCUCCUGCCCCUGAAUUCAGUGCAUGAGAGCUUAGCGUGAAAGUAAAACAGACCCCUUGUAGCAGAAACCAUGCACAGAUUCUGUAUGUCCAAAGGUUACGCAGGCUCAUUCCCGGACAACUUUUUUGCCAUGGCCUGCGUUUUAACGUUUUUUCCUUUAAAUUAUUUAAUUUAAUUACAUUUUUAUAAUCAAGUGGGACCCUGCGGUGUGAAGUAAUUGUGGAUUUCGUUGAACAAAUUAUAGUUUAAAUUAAUAAUGAGCUUGAACUCGCAAUGCUUUUGGAAUUACCAAUUAAGGUUUUAUUUACAAAAUAUAUACUCAGGGGGGAACUUUCAAUUGAAUAUCUCUUUAAUCCACUUAUCUGGAGCAUGGCUCAUAUUUCUCAGGAAUCAACUUGAUGGGGAUUUUUUGGUAUGUUUUUUUCAAAGCAGAGCAUGGUGCGCCAUAUACAUGCAGUCCACUACCCCAGGGCAUACAUGCAAAAUGAUCCCUAUCAUUCAUAUUUUCUUUUUUUUUUUGCUUCUGUAUUAUUUUCCAAUUUAUUUUCCUUAGAUAGAUUUUUUUUUGGAGUUGCCUAAUGUUUUCAGCUCUGUGGGCUGAUUUGUAGCCCCUAAAAAAUGGAGGGUUGGGGUCAGGACAGAUGCUAAAAUUCUAAAGACCUGAACGCCAACCCCACACACCCCCACCUCCGGGUUUCACUGAGGCGGGAUAGGCCAGUCCACUCCCAGGAGGCGGGCUGGCCAUUUAUAUACUUUAAUGAGGUUGGCAGGGCUGACAAGUCCAGGCUUGGUUGGCUGAGUUUCCCAGUCCUCGGGCAUUAUCGAUAGCUCAAGGGAGGUGAGGACAUCUUGGGGGUGAAAGCAAGUGCCUUUACAGUGCUGCUUGUGGGCUGGGAGAAACAGGAAUGCUCCCCUGGAUCAUGGAUCAGACUUACCUGUCUCAGAGUCCUCCCCGCCUGCCUGCAAGUUAAACCUGUCGAUCAGGCUGACUUCCAUCUGGUAAAUCUGGGCAAUGACAAAAGACACUUCUCCUGAUUUUCCAUAGGAAUCGCUGCACUUGCCCUUGUCAAUAUCAGACCCACCUUUCUAUUCCUAGACAUGCUCUUGCCUAAUUUUUUAGCACAGAUACAAUGGGCCCAAACGAUCUCCUUCUAAGCCUUAUGAUUCCUUAUGAUGGCAGACAGCUAUGGAAUAUCAACAACUGUGGUUUCUCAUAUUAAGCUGAGGGGGUGGGAGGGUUGAGGGGGUGGAAUUUUAACUCACAUAGCUCUAGUAGAAACCAGGUAGAACUGGGGUUAGAAUCCAAUAAGGGCCACUUACCAUUUUUUUUGCUGCUCUGCACCCAUUUUAACAGCGCUUUUUUGCUUGUACAAUUGAUGCCCCGAACUGACUAAUAUUGGAGCUCAUGACUAAAUGGAAAUUAGAGCCCAAGCUAUUAUGGCAUUUUAAGGCUCUGUUGCAAUUUUAACUUGAAACCAAGUUUUCACAUGGGAAUUAAAAUUCCAUAGGGAGACAGGUGCUUUAACCUAUCCUGUACCUUGAGAGAAAUGAAAAUAUCCUGUAUGUAUUAUAGGAACAAAGCAUAAUUUUCCCACGUGGGUGACACUGGCAAUUAUUUAUUGUCCAUAUCUCAUUGCCCUGAGAGCAUCAAGACUCAACAUGAAAGUAGGACUGGAGUCACACUUAGGCCAGAUAAUCCCUGAAAGAAGGUAGUGAGCCAAUUGAGUUUUUACAACCAACAAUACGCUUCACGAUAAUUUUACCCCGACUCAAAACUAGAAAUUGUUGAACUCAAAUUUCAUGGCUUCACCAUGAGUGUGCCUGUCCACUGACCCAAUCUGCCUUAUCACUGUCUCCCUGAGCAGUCUGUUCUGUAUACUCACCACCCUAUGUACUUCCAUGUAAUUCCAGAGGCCAUCAAUGACUCACCUAACUGAGCUUAAAUAGUGAGUGUCAGGACAUCAUAAACAAGUGCAGCUGGCCCAAUACAUGCUUUCCAGCAGGGAUUACUGGAGAUUGAUCAAGAGCUGGGAUCUUUUGGAAAUGCUUCCCUCUUCCUAGCCUGACAUACUGAAGUUUCCCACUGCCAACCCAGCUGAUCACAUUACGAUGGGAUAGAUUUGGAUGGAGAAACUUCUUCAACGCAUUUGACCAUAUUGUCCUGGAAUAUCAGCUGUACUAUUUUCCCAUUACAGCCCCUGGUGUCCUGCAUCAGCCACUGUCCCUAGAAAUCCUUAGAAGCUCAACGUAAAGUAUUAAACCUACAUGCUUAUAAUGUCUGACUUAUCUGUAUUAGUCCAGUUUUGUAUUUAAUAACAAUAAUUUGCAUUUUUGAAGCACCUUUAAUGUUGUAAAGCAUCUCAAGAUGCUUCAUAGAAGCAUUACCAAACAAAGUUUGACACCAGACUGAUAUUGGGACAGGUGACUAAAGCCUUAGUCUUAAGGAGCAUCUUAAAGGAGAGAGAGACAGAAAGGUUUCAGUAAGGACAAAACCUCUUUUCUGAGACUGAAUCUCUUCAUUACACCACCGAGGAUGAGCUUCAUCAUUCUCUGCUCUGUUAAAAUUCAAAUACUGGGAAUUGAAGCUGAGAUCUCCUUGGUCUGUAUGUCUCAGUGUUGUACCGCCAGUGUAUCAUAGACGACAGUAGCCUAGUGGUAAUGUUACUGAACUAGUAAUCCAUAAUGCCAGAUUAAUGCUCUGCAGAUAUGAGUUUAAGCCCUACAGGACAAAUGGGGGAUUUUAAAUUCAACUAAUUAAUAAAUCUGACUAAAGUACUAGACUCAUUCAUAAUGAUCAUGAAACUAUUGGAUUGUCACAAAAACCCAUAUCGUUCACUAAUGCCCUUUAGGGAAGGUAAUCUGCCACCCUUAUCUGGUCUGGCCUACAUGUGACUCCAGACCCACGCCAUAGUGAUUGACUCUUAACUGCUGUCUGAAAUGGCCUAGCAAGCCAUUCAAUUAUAUCAAACCACUCCAGAAAAGAAGCAGUGUGUGUGUACCUGCACUAGGUGGACUGCAGCAGUUCAAGAAGCUUGCCACCUACUCAGCGCAAAUUAGGGUGCUCACAUCCCAUGAGCAAAUGAUAAAGAAUUACCAACUAAACCACUGGAAUAGUUAAAGCAACUACGUUCUGGUCCUUGCCUGCUGUCACCACGUAUUAGUGAAUUGCAAUACUUUGUUGAUACAUUGAUGGUCAAGAAUCCAUAAAACCUGUCCCAAUUAUAAAAUGUGCUGGAAAACAGACCAAAGCAAGGGCGUUUUCAUUUAACCAGGGGUGAGGGGAGGGGGAUUGUUGUGUCACUGUAGCAAAAUCGUAAACACUUUGGUUCUAAAAUUCCACUGGGACUCUCUUUGAGUCUCCUGCCAUAACUCCAGAACCUUGGAUAAAAUAGCGAAGGACUGACCAAACUGGGCUACACCAGGCCUCAGCCAUGACAGGGAUCUGCUAGGCUCCUGUUGGGAGCUACUGGGGAGAUUACAAGAAUCUUCCACAAAGACACUGUGCACAGAGUCCAUCGAAGGAACUCUGGGAGAGGAAUCCCUACUUUGAAGGAGAAGUGCACAAGAAAGCCAAAGAUUUCCUGGUGGGGUCUAGAGGAGCAAUCCGACUCAUACAUUCUGCCCACACCGCACCACCCCCACCCCCCCCCACC